AUGUACACUCUGCCCGUCUUGAUUGCGGCUUUAUUUUUACAUGUCAAGUUCCCCUUGCUUCCGGGUCUGAGAGACACCCUCUAUGGCAUCAUUGUCCUCAGCGCCUGCAGCGCCAUUUUCUACCCGCCGGAUACCAGGGACUUUAUCAGAUAUACCAACGCAUUUCUGUCUACUUCCUUUGUCAUCCGCGCUGUGGAACUUCUCCUGGUCCAAGAUCUGAGUCACUUAAAGCGCCUACAAAGAGUGUCUUACCUAUCCUCUUCACCCGUAUAUACAUGGGAGCCCAUAUCUCCCACGCUAGGCUGGAAGCGCUUUGUCCAGGUCUGCGAUCUGAUCAUCAAUCCACGCGCCGUGGGUUGGAGCUACGGCUCUCCCAAGUACCAGCCUCCCGUCCGGAAGCUCGAGGCUGCCUCAGCCCCGGAUGGCGCAAAUGGCUGCGUUCCUAAACGUGAGGACAUCGUCCUGGUAGCGGGUGAUGACCGCUUCACGUUCCUGAUAGGCAAGCUCUGUCGAGCUCUCGUAGCCUAUUUCAUCAUCGACUCGUACCAGACAGCGAUUGGGCGGAACUACUCCAGCGUCAGCAACUUCGUAGAGACAUUCCUGACAAAUGUGCUGGGCAUCCAAGCAUCCCCGGCCAAAACUGAGGGUGUGAUCCGGUUGUUCGUCCUCCCACCAGUACACUGGAUGGCCUCAUACGCCUUCGUAGACGGAAUCCACGCCGCUACCGGCGUAUUUUCCGUCGGAGUGCUGCGGAUCAUCUCUCCGCAGCUCGCAGCGGAACCGUGGAUGUAUCCUCCUGUCUUCGGGGCAAUCCGAUACAUGUUCACCUUUAGCCUACGAGGCAAGUCACCUAACCCCCCUUCUUACUCGUCCAAGGGCAACAGUCUAACAAAAGAAAAAUCCAGACAUCUGGGGCAAAAUGUGGCACGAUCUCUGCCGUCGGCCAUUCCUGGCCCUUUCCCUCUCCCUUGUACCAGAAGCAUGCCCCUUAGGCCUCAAACGGCUCCUCAUCGUCUGCCUCUCCUUCAUGGUAUCUGGCAUCGUCCACGCAGCAGGGACCUACGCCGUCUCGAAGGACUGCAAAUCAUCUCCGAUCAGAUCUUGCCGCGUGUCCUUCCCGCGAAAAGUACUAUCUCUCGGGUUGUUAUUUGGCUCGUAAAUGCGGCAUUCGUGGCAGCGUGGGGCUAUUAUACUAGUCCGUGGUUUUUGAAUUACAGUAUUGGAUUGGAUACUGAUAGGGUUUCGGUUGUUAGCUAG
Molecule: messenger RNA, 1257 nt
Organism: Aspergillus niger
Lineage: Eukaryota; Fungi; Ascomycota; Eurotiomycetes; Eurotiales; Aspergillaceae
Exons: 3
Coding region: 1-1257 (418 amino acids)
Source: RefSeq, a predicted model, not a curated record